UCUAUGUCGUUGUAUUGUAUAUUGUGUUAGAUGCGCCCCUGUGUCGGCUUAAAUGUCGUUGUUCACGUUUAAAUAUAAAGUGAGUUAGAAUCUAGGUGUCCUGCGGUAUAUAUUUGGUUAUUUCGCGUGUUAAUGUGUGAGGCAUUUCGUAGUUGAUAAAUAGCACCCUUGAUGCUAUCUGGAGAUCGAAUAACUGUGACCUACAACAAUAGUUUUCUGUGUUACCCGAUAUCUAUUCCAAGAUUCCGAGCAUGGAUAACUGCCUACUACAGUACUGCCUAGGGGUUCAGAAACUCUCUCAUAGCAUAUUGCCAAUACGAACGUAUAGAUUACAGCAGUAUAACAUGUAGGCCUAUACGUGUGUGUGUGUGUGUGUUCUACGGAAGUGUGCCAAGGUUGCCGCGGUCGUGUUUUGACUUAGUAUGUUAAAUGCACACGUUCAGAUUAAAAUUUAGCUGUGUGUUUCUUUUGUUUUGACGCCUCUGCUUCAGUUGAACAUGCGUGAUGACAACGAGUUAAAAGUGGAGCUGAAAUACAGGCAGAGAGAGAGAGAGAGAGAGUAACAGACAGACAGCGGCACAAGAGGCAGAUAAACUGCCAGACAGACAGACAGACGAAAGAGUUUACAUCAGCACGAGGAAAUGUGUUUUGCUGGUUCCUCUUCAGGUUGCUGUUAUUGACAGAAAAGCAGAGUGGGGUUCAACAAAGAUGAACCGGUUCCCAGGGACCCUCGUUAAUGAAACUCUUCUUGUAAAAAGGUAAAAGACUUGAAAAAAAUAACACUGCAUAGAGGGCUCACGCUUUCGUAGCCCUGACAAUGGGGUAAAAGUUUACGACACACUUUCCCCCUGCGACACAGUUACCUACGCUCCCAUUGGACCUUUGUUAGGUGCUGUCUACUUUCCUCAACUACACAGCCUAAUCCAGCUCGUGGAGUGCUGUGUAUACAUGUUUGCGUGUGUGCCGCUGAGAUUUAACAGUUAUUAAUUACAUCAAACCACUUUUGAGGCAACUUCUUCAUCAGAUGAAAAUUAAUUAGAGAAAUUCGGAGGUGAAGCGGUUUCGUCCCCAGCAUCCAGAAGAAUUUAACGUGGAACAAAAAGAAGGAAGACGUCAAAUGUGACUUCUCUCGUUUGAAUGGUUCUCAAAAUGCCGUGGCUCGCCGGCGCAUAACUCAAGCCACAGAACCAGAUGGCCAUGCUCAGCCUGUGCAAGAUCCUGUCCAGGCAGUCUCCCCUUUCAAGGACACUCACCAGCCAGUUUUGGAGGACGACAGCAAGUCAUGCUAGCUCUUCACCUAAGGGAGAUUCGCAUCCCGCACAAUCAGACUCAGACCUUAAGCCUUUCUCUUCUAUCCCGGGCCUCACUGGCUUGUCCACGGUGGGGAAUACACUGAGAACACUAAGGAACAAUCACCAACUGCACCAGAUACAUGAGCGCCAAGCCAAACAAUUUGGCGGUCUAUGGCGGGCCACAGUCGGGAGCUGGAACUUGCUCUUUAUCGCCAACCCUCGUGGGGUCCGGGACGUCAUCAGGCAGGGCAAAGAGUGGCAACGCAUGCGCAGAACGUUGGACAAGCCUAUUCUGAGACCUGCUCUAUUCAGACGUCACGUGGAUAGCUUAAGCGAGGUGUCCUCCGACUUUGUGGACAAGCUUGACACUCUGAGAGACGUGAACGGCGAUGUGUCGAACAUCCAGUCUGAGCUCUUCAAGUGGUCUUUGGAAAGUGCCUGCACGGUACUCAUUAACAAGCGUUUGGGAUGUCUCAAAAGUCAACCGCCAACUGGCGUUCAAGAGUUUAUAAACGCCACUCUGUAUGUGUUCGAGUACAUGUCUAAGCGAAUGCUGUUUCCCACUCCGUUUCUUAAGUUAUUUUAUAAUAAAGAAUGGCGAACUUUCGAGCGUAACUUUGGGAUCCUGUUCAAAGUUGCGGAGGAACAGAUUACUCAGGGAAUGGAGGACACAUCUUUGACGGAGGAGAGUUUCAUUGGUCAUAUUCUGUCACGUGACAAUCUCACGUUAAAGGAAGUGUACUCGAAUGUGACAGAGCUUAUGUUCGCUUCCGUCGACACGACAUCUAACACGGCUCACGCGCUGUUGUGGAUAUUGGCUCGGAAUCCGUCAAUACAACAGCAAUGUUAUCAGGAGAUGAACGAAGUUCUACCUGAUUGGAAGCGGCCUUCAUAUUCCGACCUAGACAAACUGAAGUACACAACGGGGCUUAUCAAAGAGACCCUCAGGUUAUUCCCUCCAGCUUAUGUCACUACAAGAACCUUUUCAGAGGAUGGAGAUGUUUGUGGGUACAAGGUCCCAGCUGGGGUGAGAAUCCUGCUUUCUUUCUAUCCGAUGGGACGUGACCCUAACCUGUUCCCCGACCCGGAAGUCGUUAAGCCGGAGCGCUGGAUCCGGCACGGGGAGACCAGCCACUCAGAACCGGACCCGUUUUCCUCCAUUCCUUUCGGCAUCGGUCUGAGGAGCUGUAUAGGACGCCGUAUAGCCAUGGCAGAAGCUCAGCUUUUAUGCACUGAGAUAGUACGCAGGUACUGUUUAACGAGUAUGACGUCAGAGUUCAACCUAACCACCCGUCUCACCUUGAGUGCCACGGCCCCGAUACAACUCACACUGACCCCGAGAACGUAGGCCGGGCGCGGUCUCUCACCAAAACUCGUUUGUGAAGCUCGUUGGUCGUAAUCUUGAGUGUGUGCCAUCUUGUUGUGUAUUAGCAAUGUUUUAUAAUGACAGGCACAUGAGAAGAAGUAUGUGCACUACCUGUACUAAUUUUUUUUAAUAUGAAAAUUUUAUGUAACGGCACAACUCGAUUUAGAAUAAAUUAAUGUUAUUGAUAUGCAUGUCAUUUACGAUAUAAUACAUGUAUACUGUUCCCACAGAAAUCUCUUCUGAAAAAAUUGUACUUCAGCACUGCACGAUUUUGAAUAAAUGUUAUUGAUAUGUAUGUCA
Molecule: messenger RNA, 2958 nt
Organism: Aplysia californica (California sea hare)
Lineage: Eukaryota; Metazoa; Mollusca; Gastropoda; Aplysiida; Aplysiidae
Product: cytochrome P450 27C1
Biological process (GO): cellular response to peptide hormone stimulus; glucocorticoid biosynthetic process; cortisol metabolic process
Cellular component (GO): mitochondrial inner membrane
Molecular function (GO): oxidoreductase activity, acting on paired donors, with incorporation or reduction of molecular oxygen; monooxygenase activity; heme binding
Source: RefSeq, a predicted model, not a curated record